CGAAAACUUUGUCUCUCUCUCUCUCUUCUUUUCUAUUCUUUACUCACUUUUAGCAUUGUUCCUUCUCAAUUGUCAACACUUUGUCAUCACAUUCACCCAUUCAUAUAAACUAUUAAAUAAAAAGUAACUUAACUAAGGACGAAAACGACGCCGACUAUCGCUACUAUCACCAUGGCCACCGAACCUACAGCAACUUCAGUUAGGGCUGCAGCUCGCCCAAAGAUUGCUGGUGGACCCGCUCCUGAGAAACCAUUCCCAAUCAGGAUGUCUGGCAUUGUCAUCAAAGGCUUUGGGCGUGGCAGUAAGGAAUUGGGUAUUCCCACAGCUAAUUUGCCAGAGGAGGCUAUCGAAGCGCAGGGGCCUGAGUUGGAGACAGGCAUCUACUAUGGUUGGGCUCAGGUCGUAGUGAGGACUAAGCCAUCAUCAUCAACAACAACAGCAGCACCGACAGCAACAUCUGAUGAGCCAUCAUCUACACCAUCAAGAUUGUCAACCUUGCCAACAGCAGCAGCAGCAGCAAUAGCAUCGUCAAUAUCAGCUUCAUCCUCUUCCUCCUCAUUAGCAACGGAUCGUCCUGCUUCUGUAUACCCUAUGGUCAUGUCUCUUGGUUGGAAUCCCUUUUACAAGAAUGAAAAGAAAUCUGCAGAGGUCCAUAUCAUGCACAACUUUCAUCGUGAUUUCUAUGGUGAUGAACUUCGUGUCAUUGUACUUGGCUACAUUCGUCCCGAAUUAGAUUAUACUACUCUUGAGGCAUUGAUCGAAGACAUCAAUAUCGAUAUUGAAGUGGCCCAUCGUUCAUUGGAGCGACCCGAUUAUGCUGCCUUCCAGCACGAUGAGAUCUUCCAACAACUCUAGACGCAUCAUCUUUGUCGUUACUGUUAGU
Molecule: messenger RNA, 883 nt
Organism: Lobosporangium transversale
Lineage: Eukaryota; Fungi; Mortierellomycota; Mortierellomycetes; Mortierellales; Mortierellaceae
Exons: 3
Coding region: 172-855 (227 amino acids)
Biological process (GO): FMN biosynthetic process; riboflavin biosynthetic process
Cellular component (GO): mitochondrion
Molecular function (GO): riboflavin kinase activity
Source: RefSeq, a predicted model, not a curated record